UCCUGUAAUGAAGCAAUUGAAUGAGUCUGGUAUUAAAAGGACAGCUUCUGAUAGUCCAGGAAUAAAGGAAGAUAAUUAUACACCACAACCUAGCAUCGAAACCCUCGAGGAAGCUGAUAGAGGAGAGUUUGAGCAAGUUGGUUUGAUCAGGAAUUCGAAGACUUUGAACAAAGAUGAUAAAAUGAUGAAUUCAAGUAACGACUUACCACAAAAGCGGUCUAAAGCAGCAUGUCAAAGGUGCAAGAGUCGUAAGACAAAGUGCUCAGGUCAUAAUCCAUGCAGAUCAUGUAUAAGUGGUGGACAUGAAUGUAUAUAUCCUAGAAAAGCUAAGAGGAUUCAUGUAUUGGAUGUUGAAUUAGAGAAGUAUAAAGAAGAAAUUGAGAGCUUGAAGAAUGAACUAAUGUUUUAUAAAAAUAGAAUGGGAGUCAUAUCUGGGAAAGAAUCAACACCGACCCACCAAAGUAAGGAGUCAGGUUCUAAAAUAGAUUUUUCAAUUUGGUUAGGUUCAGCGUCUUGUGAAUUAAUCUGUUGGAACUUGAAAGAAUUUGCAAAAACAAAGAUGCUGAACAACAAUAAGAGAUACAUCAAGGAUAAAGGUUUCACCAUCUCCCCUGAUUUUAGCUCAUUCAUCGAAGAAAAAGCCUAUGAUUAUAUUUUGGAUCAUACAGAACCAGAAGUCUUUAACAAAGAUGUACUUGAGAAAACUCUUAAAGGUCUUACCUAUAACGAAACAAUGUCACUUUUAGAUAAUGUCGUAUUAUUUAUUAAUUCUGGUUAUUUAACUGUGGAUCCUAGGGAUUUUAGAAUAAAAUCUCGAGAGUAUUUCAAUAAAGAUGGAUACUUUGAUAUCAACUCUAUAAAAAAUGAAAAAACUGAUUUCUUCCUAUUCAAAAUGUUGAUGAUUUUGACAUUAGGAGAAGUGUAUAGUAGAAGAUCAGUGAUAUCACCGUUUUCACAGCAAUUAUUUGAGGAUAAAACCCUUCCAGGAUUGAAAUAUUUUAAGAUCAUUGUAAAAUUUAUACCAACCCCAUUUCAAUUAUUAUCUUUGAAGGAGGAAAAUGUCAAUGCAACUAUUCAAGUGAUUGAGCUAUUUGGAUUAAUUGCCAUUUACUUAAGAUGUUUAGAUAAAAAACAAUUGGCGGUUUUAUUCACAUUAAAUGCCUUAGAAUUAGGAAUAUCAAUUAAUUUGCAUAAAGAACAAAAUCCAAAAUCCAAUCAUAAUCUAUACGAUCAUUAUAAUAAGAUUUGGUGGGCAACAUAUUGUUUGAAUAGGUUUUAUAGUUCAAGGAUAGGACAGCCAUUAUUACUAAGUCCCAAUGAAAUAACUAGAUCAUAUCCACAACAAAGUCGCUUUAAUAUAAAUAGCGUUGUGCCACAAAGUAAAGAUGAUUUUGCCAAUUCUGAUGCUAUGAGGUUUUAUAUUGAAUUAGCUAAAAUAUCGGAUAUAAUAACUAACGAUUUAUAUUGUUUGAAACAACCUUUUGAUAAUAAAGAUUAUUUCAAUAAGACUUUAAAGAUUAUGGAAAGAUUAUUGAAUUGGGUUGAUGAUAUACCGGAUUAUUUGAAAUUGAAGAUGCCCCAAGAUGAAUCGAAAAAGAUUGUUGAUGAAAAUAAUCGAUUAGUUUAUACUUUGCAUUUGAACUAUCUUCACCAUAUUUAUUUAGCAUGUAUUCCAAUAUUAAUAAACCUUGCUAAAUCGAGUCUAAUGGCUUUUAAUCAAAAUGGGAAAUCAAAAGAGUUGGACUUAACAACAUUACCUAGAAACAUAACCAAAUUGAUUACAGCUUGCAUUAAUGCAUCGGAGGCUACGAUAAAUAUAUUUACAAUUGUUUAUCAAGAACAAUUAUUAAGAGUGUUUGGAUUUACUGAUUUGGACUAUUUAUUGAGUUCAUCGUUAAUUUUCAUCAUCUGCAUGAUCUUAAGGAUCAAAAUCCCACCAUCUCGAAAUCAGUUCACUAGUCAAAACUAUACAUUUGAAGAAUACCUUGAAGUUACCAUGAACUUAAUAUACGAAAUGAAAAAGCGAGGUAAUCUUGUGGCUAAAGGUAAAUUAGAUCAAAUAAUUGAUUUGAUAGAAUCCUUACAAAGUUUAUUCAUUGAAGCCGGAUAU
This is a messenger RNA of Hyphopichia burtonii NRRL Y-1933, 2110 nucleotides long. Its product is annotated as Zn(II)2Cys6 transcription factor. Gene Ontology annotation, biological process: regulation of DNA-templated transcription; DNA-templated transcription. The annotation marks the transcript as partial. The record is from RefSeq and is a predicted model, not a curated record. Gene Ontology annotation, molecular function: DNA-binding transcription factor activity, RNA polymerase II-specific; zinc ion binding; DNA binding. Lineage: Eukaryota; Fungi; Ascomycota; Pichiomycetes; Serinales; Debaryomycetaceae. The transcript has a single exon.